Apodemus sylvaticus (European woodmouse) is the source of this 1707-nucleotide messenger RNA. RefSeq names its product mevalonate kinase (gene Mvk). Gene Ontology annotation, biological process: isoprenoid biosynthetic process; cholesterol biosynthetic process. The record is from RefSeq and is a predicted model, not a curated record. Gene Ontology annotation, molecular function: ATP binding; mevalonate kinase activity. Lineage: Eukaryota; Metazoa; Chordata; Mammalia; Rodentia; Muridae. Bases 96 to 1283 code for a protein of 395 amino acids. Gene Ontology annotation, cellular component: cytoplasm. The transcript has 11 exons.
CUUGGGGCUCUGCCCUCUGAUAUGGAGAAGACCGGGAGCUACAGUCCGCGUUUCGGCUCACCUGGGCGCUGGCCGGGGCAGGAGUCUCAGGAGUCAUGUCGUCGGACGUCCUGCUGUUGUCCGCUCCGGGAAAAGUUAUCCUCCAUGGAGAACACGCUGUGGUUCAUGGCAAGGUGGCUCUGGCGGUGGCCUUGAACCUGAGGACGUUUCUCCUGCUGCGACGGCCGAGCAAUGGGAAAGUGAGCCUCAACUUACCCAACAUUGGGGCCAAGCAGGUCUGGGACGUGGCCACACUUCAGCUGCUGGACGCAAGCUUUCUUGAGCAAGGCGAUGUCCCGGCACCCACCUUGGAGCAGCUGGAGAAGCUGAAGAAGAUGGCGGGCCUCCCCAGAGACUGUGCAGGCAAUGAGGGCGUGGCCCUGCUCGCCUUUCUGUACCUGUACCUGGGCAUCUGCCGGAAGCAGAGGACACUCCCGAGCCUGGACAUCGUGGUGUGGUCGGAACUGCCCCCAGGGGCAGGGUUGGGCUCCAGCGCCGCCUACUCGGUGUGUCUGGCAGCCGCACUCCUGACUGCCUGUGAGGAGAUCGCCAACCCCCUCAAGGAGGGGGGCUCUGUCAGCAGGUGGCCCGAGGAAGACCUGAAGUCGAUUAACAAGUGGGCCUUCGAGGGGGAGAGGGUAAUCCACGGGAACCCCUCCGGCGUGGACAACGCCGUCAGCACCUGGGGAGGAGCCCUGCGCUACCAGCAAGGGAAGAUGUCGUCCUUGAAAAGGCUCCCUGCUCUGCAGAUCCUGCUCACCAACACCAAGGUCCCACGGAGUACCAAGGCGCUCGUGGCUGGUGUCAGAAACAAGCUAAGCAAGUUCCCUGAGAUCGUGGCCCCGCUCCUGACCUCAAUUGACGCGAUAUCCCUGGAGUGUGAGCGCGUGCUGGGGGAGAUGGUGGCGGCGCCAGUCCCGGAACAGUACCUCAUACUAGAAGAGCUAAUGGACAUGAACCAGCACCACCUAAACGCCCUUGGGGUGGGCCAUGCCUCCCUGGACCGGCUCUGCCAGGUAACGGCGGCACUCGGACUGCACAGCAAGCUGACCGGCGCAGGCGGCGGCGGCUGCGGCAUCACCCUCCUGAAGCCAGGUCUAGAGCGAGCCAACGUGGAGGCCGCGAAGCAGGCCCUGACGGCCUGCGGGUUCGACUGCUGGGAGACCAGCAUCGGGGCACCUGGGGUCUCCGUGCACUCGGCCGCCGCUGUAGAGGACCGGGUCCGACAAGCCCUGGGCCUCUGAGACCUUCCGAGAAGCCUCGAAGCAUCUGGGGCGGGAGUUGGUCCCCGUGCAGACACGUUUCCUGCUGGUAGCGCCUGCUAGACUGAGAAGCGCCACCUCCAUGCCCAUCUGUACCCUGGCGUUGCAGAAGCCAGACAGCCGUCCGCUGUGGUGUCCUCUGAGAUGCAGGCUGACACGGGGGUCCUCGCCCCGGAGCCCCUGCGCGCGCAUCUGCCUGGGCCUGGCCUCCGUCUGCCUCACACAGACUCUCUGGCUCCUAGCCGUGCACCCUUCUGUCCAGCCAACGUCGGAACCGCCUGGCCCGCGGCUCCCGUCCGUCCUCUCUCCGGGAUCGUCGGCUGAGGCAAGGCGUGCCGACUGUCUGUGUCCAUGUGUCCUCGUGGGAGAGCUGCCGUGGGGAAAAUAAAGAGAUGGUACAAAGCAA